AACGGACACUCUAUAUCUCCUCUCAUCGUCGCGCAAAAUCCUCGCCAACCGAUCCUCCUCCUCCUCGCUCGACGAGUCGUCUGUGAGAACAAUGGCAACUGCCGCGGGUGGAGCCACCGCCGGCUCGCGCCGUCGGGCGCUGCUCCUGAUCGCGAACUACGCCGCGCUGCUGGUGGGGUCCGUCUCGUCGAGCCUGCUGUCCAGGUUCUACUUCGCGCGAGGCGGGCGGAACCGGUGGGUGGUGACGCUGGUGCAGUCGGCGGGCUUCCCACUGCUGGUCGUCGCCGUCCUCGUCGCCGGCCGCCCCGCCGCGGCGCCGCGCCCCUUCACGUGGUUCUCGAGGCGGUUCCUCACGGUGUGCCUCGUCAUCGGCGCGCUCAUGGGCGCCAACAACCUGCUCUUCUCGUACAGCACGUCGUUCCUGCCCGUGUCCACGUCGUCGCUGCUGCUGUCGACGCAGUUGGCGUUCACGCUCGUGCUGGCCGCCGUCAUCGUCCGCCACCCGCUCACCUUCGUCAACCUCAAUGCCGUCGUGCUCCUGACCGUCAGCUCCGUGCUCCUGGCGCUCCGCUCGGGGGACUCCGGCGAGAACCCGGACGGGGGCGGCGCGGCCGCGGCGCACUAUUUCGCCGGGUACGUGGUCACGCUGGGCGCGGCGGGGCUGUUCGCCGCGUACCUGCCCGUCAUGGAGCUCCUGUACCGCCAGGCCGUGUCCGGCGGGUUCGUCCUGGCCGUGGAGGUGCAGGCGGUGAUGCAGGCCAUGGCCUCGCUGGUGGCGGCGAUCGGGCUGGCGGCCAAGGGAGGCCUGGGCGGCGACGUGGCGCGCUGGAAGGGCUCGGCGGCGCUCUACUGGGUCGUGGUGUCCACCCUGGUCCUUACUUGGCAGGCGUGCUUCAUGGGCACGGCGGGGGUGAUCUACCUCACGUCGUCGCUACACAGCGGCGUGUGCAUGACCGCCGUGCUGACGGCGAACGUGCUGGGCGGCGUGGUGGUGUUCGGCGACCCAUUCGGCGCCGAGAAGGGCAUCGCCACCGCGCUCUGCGCAUGGGGCCUCGCCUCCUACCUCUACGGCGAGUACACCAAGAAAAAGAAAGAAGAGGAGGAUGAGGCCGUCGCCGUCGCCGACACGUCCGCUGACAGCGUCCGGAAGAGCCUCACAGGCGGCGCCGGAGACGAGCUAGAAGCCGUCUGAAAACAAACUAAAGGCCAUAGGGGGUAUGAACCGUGUGAUCAGGGACGAAGCAAGAAUGGAAACUGAAAAGGGUGUAGCUGCAGUUGUUGAGUCAUGUUAGAUCGAUGGAUUAUAGGCAAAGUUACAAGCAACCAAACUUGUAACUGAUGGCCAGCUCUUCUGGCUGCUAGCUAGUAGCUAUUAAUCUAGUCAUGAGGUUUCACUAGCGGUUUAAGUGAUCAGGGUUUAGUACUUUAGUGUAGUGUGGGGUGGGUGGAAUACAACAUGUAAACCAGCUGUUCCUCCUCCUUACUCACUGUCGUCAUCAAUAUUCAAUAGCCGCUGUUGUUGA
Zea mays is the source of this 1523-nucleotide messenger RNA. RefSeq names its product purine permease. NCBI's taxonomy places the organism in Eukaryota, Viridiplantae, Streptophyta, Magnoliopsida, Poales, Poaceae. Gene Ontology annotation, molecular function: purine nucleoside transmembrane transporter activity. The transcript has a single exon. Gene Ontology annotation, cellular component: membrane. The record is from RefSeq and is marked validated. Bases 92 to 1192 code for a protein of 366 amino acids.